UGUUUCAGUUUCUAUUCUUCACAUUCCCUCUUUCUAUAAUCUCUGAAAUUCACCAUGAUGACCCGUUUCAAAUUCAUUCAUUAAUUCUUGAAGAGACGCGUUCUGUAACAAAAGAUUAUGCGAAUGGGUAAAAAAGUUAAGAUCGACGCUUGAGUUCUCCGACAGUGCCGUUUGGGUCGAAUAGCGAUGAUUGUUUUGGUGUUUCUUCAAAAACGAUCUCGCAACGGAGAACUGAAUCGGUUUUCUAAGGUAUUCAUUUAUAAAUUAUUCCGCAAUUUUUGCAUUCUUUAUUAUCCAACAACCUUAUGCAAUUUUCGUAUUCUUCAAAACCCUAAUUGAUAUUUGUUUGUUAUGGCAUCACUCAAAUUCUUAAUGUAAAUUGCCCUAAAAUUAAUAUUACGUACCUUUUAUUCAUAAUAAUGUAAAAUGUUGCCUUAAACGUAAAAUGUAUGUUAAUUCAUUCUAGACUAUAAAUUGUCGCUCAUAAAUAGCAUAAAAUUUUCAAACUAUUGGAUGCCUAAAUGACCCAAACGGAUAUUACUUGUGGUAUUGAUGCCGAGAUGACCAUACCGAUGCCUCAAAUUUACUUCCAAUAUCGAGCUUUGUAUUUGCUGAUUUGCGGUGAACCUAAUCCAAGGGAAGUCACACUUGCAGUGUCGUUGGUCAUAAACUAUUUGUGGGUACUAAUGGGUUGACCAUACUGAUGUCUUGAAUUUACUUGUGAUAUUGAUGUCUCGUUGACCCUAUUGAUGCCACGAAUUUACUUGCGAUAUUGAUGGUUCGAUGAUCCUACUGGUGCCUUGAGCUUACUUUUAAUUUUGAUGCCUCAUUGACCCUAAUGAUGCCUUCAAUUUACUUGCUAUGUUUUUGCUUCGAUGACCCUAAUGAUGCCUUGAAUUUACUUGCUAUAUUGUUGCCUCAAUGACCCUAAUGAUGCCUUGAAUUUACUUGCUAUGUUGUUGCUUCGAUGACCCUGAUGUUGGCUUGAAUUUACUUGCUAUGUUGUUGCUUCGAUGACCCUAAUGAUGCCUUGAAUUUACUUGCUAUAUUGUUGCCUCAAUGACCCUAAUGAUGCCUUGAAUUUACUUGCUAUUUUGUUGCUUCGAUGACCCUGAUGUUGCCUUGAAUUUACUUGCUAUGUUGUUGCUUCGAUUACCAUAAUGAUGCCUUGAAUUUACUUGUGAUGUUGAUUCCUGGAUGACCCUAAAACUUAGUUCCACACUCUAUUAGAAUGCUAAAAUGUGUGGAUUUUAGCUCAAAAGGGUUGAUCUUUCCAUGAGCAUGUACAGCUCUGGUCUCGCAUCUUUUCUGGACGAUGUCACUGAAAGCUAAGUCUUAAGGUAAAACAUGAAAAUGUUAUGAAGCUAUAUAGUUACAUGCUCUUCAUCUUUGGUGGUUGUGGACAAUCUGCUGAUCUUAACAAUGAUCUUUACAUAAUACAUACUGAAUACAGGUAAUUUUCUCUCAUCAUACCGCAAUAAUGCUCAUUAAUAUUUAAAUGAGACCUCAUGCAGGUGACAUAUAGUAGGAUAGAUUGACCAGGAUUUCCUAUUCUUUUGAUUAUUUUUGCAAACUAGUUAAAACUAGUCAUACUGCCUGAUUUGCCUGAUAGUAAAUGGUCUGGCGAUGAGUAUUACCUUGUUAGGUGCUGAGUUGAAGAUAUACAGUCACCUAAAAUUACAGAAUAUCAUCCUUUCUGAUAAAGAUACAACGCUAUGUGAUAUGGACAUCUUUAAUGGACAUCUGGUUGUUUUCCUCGAUAAGAAAGGAGCUGGCAGAUUUGGUAGAAGGGAAAAAUAGUGCCACAGCAGCAGCACAAUUACAACUUACUAAUGAGAUACAAAAAUUGAAGCUGGAAUUGGAGCAAGAACGAGAUAAAAAUAGUGCCACGAGGAACAGAAAUUGGAUAAGUCUUUCCAAGAGGAGCUUAAAUUAUUAAAAUUGGAAAGAGACAAAGUAAGUUCCACAUAAGCAAAUUUGAUGUUCAAGGCUCCAAAUCUUUAUUUUAUUAAUAGAUAAUAGAUGUACUUUGAAAUGAAUGUCAUGUUUCACUGUGCUCUGUAGUCUAGGAUGUCAAUUUGUUUUUUGUAUUUUGGUAUUUACUAAAUUUAUGGCUGUCUUAUUUCCACCAUGUUGUAUAUAGCAUUACAAAAUUUUAUAAAGCAAACAAUCAAAACAAUAUAUUUUCAGGAAGUUGUUUGGUGUAUAGGAAUAUAUGUAAAUAACAUUUGAUGGACAUGAUAAUGAGAUUUAGUAUCAAAUUAUUAAUAGAUGAGUUAAAAGCAUAACCACUGAUCCCUAAAAGGAAAAUUGCCUUGUCUUUCAAUCUAGUGAAGGUAAGACUGCCCUGGUAUCAUGAAUUGAGAUAGCAAUCCAAAUUGAGAUCUCCUAUUUAUCUCUGUUUGUGAAUGAAAUAUCACAAAUUGAUAUUAAAUUAAGAGAAAAGCAUGAAAGAAAAUCCAAUAUAGUUUUGCAAAACAAGAAAUUUGGGAAGUACAAGAAAUUUGGGAAUGUAUAUAUUUGGGAAGAACUGAAGAAUAUAUUUGCAUGGAUUCAUGAGAAUGAUAGGAAUCAAAAUUACAAGAGAACACAAUGAUAUUCCAAUGCUUCAAAAUCUCCAAAUCACUAUUUCUAUGUAUAUUAUAUGAGGUGGCUUUUUGUAUGAGUAUAUGUGUAUGCGUGCACGUGUGUGUAAAUGCAAAGUAGUAACUUGACCAUUUUCUGGGUUGUUACUUGUUAAUAACUUUAAUUGCAUCGUUGAGGAAUAACGAUUCUGGUUUUGUUGUAUUGAUUUGUAACAUAAUGAGCUGUGUUAUAGUUUUUGGCUAUCAGACCCCUAUAUUUUUUACUGUUUGAAGACCUACAAAUGAGGUGAGGCAAUUGCAUAAUGAAGUGAAAGAAAAAGUAUCAGAGAUAAAACAUCUGCAAUUGGAGUUGACUAAACAGGAAGGUGAAAAAGGUAAUGUCAUGGAUAGCUCCAAAAGACUAAUCGAUAUUUUAGAGACGGAAAACACCACUCUUAAGAUAGAAAAAAGUGAGCUUGAGGCUACACUCAAAGCAAGUAAGGUUUCCUUCACUGGUAAAAAGUCACCUGAUGCUUCUCAAGUCCAGAAUAGGGAUUCGAGCAGUGUCAGUGAUUUGUCAGAUCCUUCCAAAAGUUUCCCCGGAAAAGAAGACAUGGAAAUAUCCUUACAGAAGAUGAGUGAUGAUUUGAAGAAAACACAGCAGGAGAAGGACAAAGCAGUACAAGAAUUGACCCGCCUUAAACAACAUUUGUUAGGGAAGGAAAAUGAAGAAUCCGAAAAAAUGGACGAGGAUACCAAAAUCAUUGAAGAACUAUGGGAUAGUAAUAAUUACUUAAAGGCUCAAAUAUCACAUCUCGAGAGAACUUUGAAGCAAGCUACUUCAGAUCAGGAGAAAUUGAAGAUGGUAAACAACGGUGAAAUUCUGAAGUCCAGAGAAGUCAUUGAUGACUUGAACAAAAAGCUUACAAACUGUAUAAGCACAAUAGAUGCGAAAAAUAUUGAACUAAUAAAUUUGCAGACAGCUCUUGGACAAUAUUAUGCUGAAAUCGAAGCUAAGGAACAUGUAGAAGGAGAGUUGGCUCGUGCAAGGGAAAAAACAGCUAGUCUUUCUCAACUGUUGAAAGAUGCAGAUUGCAGAGCAGAUAUAUUGAGGGGUGAAAAAGAAGAAAUUUUAGCCAAGCUUUCUCAAUCUGAGAAGGUACAAUCAGAAUGGAGAAGUAGAGUAAGCAAGCUUGAGGAAGAAAAUGCCAAAUUGAGACGAGCUCUUGUUCACAAUAAGAUUCGACAGAACCAGUUUGUUUGAGACUCGUCAGAAGUUCACAUGGGCUUUGAAGCAUGGAAGGCUGGAACCGUUUUAAUAAGGCUUCGUUAAAUUCACGCCAAGUUGGGUUUGGCGAACAAAAUUCCCACCAUUGAUCCCAAGUGAGGCCCUUGCCUUCCAUUGCCACCGUGGCUGGUUGCGGUUUUUCUUCGUCCAUUACCCCUUUUAAAUCGAAAUAAUCCAACCAAAUGCAUCAUUGCCGUCGAAAAUUGGAAUCGACAGUUUUCGCCAACUUUCUUCCGGUGUCCUCUGUUCGGCGCGACAUCCAGUGCUGGAUUCGGCCUGAGAAUGUGGCCGGUGCGCAAGUGAAAGACCGCGAACGGUUUCCUGCAACUCCUGGAUGUGUCGCUGGGCUUCAAUCUUUUCUGUUUCUAAUUGAUGACACAUUUCCUGAACUUCAUCACGUGUUUUCAUCAUGCGUAAUCCUGGUAUGCUCUUUCCAGAAAUUCCAAACGUGCCUCCAUUUGUUGUCUUGUCGUGUUUGUACCAUAAACAGGAUCCUAUGGUGCUACUGAUACCAACUUGUGAGCUUAAUCAAUUUGUUUAGAAUACAUUUAUAGUUGAUGACCAAAUCUUAACAUUAUCAAGGUUUACAAACCCUCUUAAAAUUUGAAAAAGGGGUGUUAUUUAUGAAAGCUUUUUGUUCAGUCAAGCCGAGAUGGUUAAUUGCCGCCUCGAUGAUCCUUAAGACCAAUUUUUGUUUAUUAUGUGAAUUUUGAUGUGGUAUCUAUGAUUCAUUAAUGACCAUGGAACUAAAUGCUAUUGCAGUAUGAAUUCUUUCUUCAUAAUGCAAAUGCAAAUUGGGAUGCAUGGUUGGUUAAAUGCAACAUCAGUGACCCUCAAACCCAAUUGUUAUUAGCUAUAUAAAUUCUGAAAUGGCCAGUUUUGACACCA
This is a messenger RNA of Trifolium pratense (red clover), 4740 nucleotides long. RefSeq names its product golgin candidate 3-like. NCBI's taxonomy places the organism in Eukaryota, Viridiplantae, Streptophyta, Magnoliopsida, Fabales, Fabaceae. The record is from RefSeq and is a predicted model, not a curated record. Gene Ontology annotation, biological process: Golgi organization; endoplasmic reticulum to Golgi vesicle-mediated transport. Gene Ontology annotation, cellular component: Golgi apparatus. Gene Ontology annotation, molecular function: small GTPase binding. The coding region runs from base 2968 to 3828 and encodes 286 amino acids. The transcript has 9 exons.